This is a messenger RNA of Protopolystoma xenopodis, 408 nucleotides long. The record is from the annotation of a GenBank genome assembly. NCBI's taxonomy places the organism in Eukaryota, Metazoa, Platyhelminthes, Monogenea, Polystomatidea, Polystomatidae.
GAACUACAGUUUGUAGAAGCUCAACAGCGCGAAUUGGAACAGCUUCUUGAGCCGCUUGAGCGAGCUGCCAGUGAGCUCCCACCAAGUCAACAUCAUGCCGAUAUCGAAAGAGAGGGAAUCUAUCAGCUUGCGACUAGCACGGACCUUGAGUUAAAUCAAUUUUUAUCAGAAAUAAGGGAAAUUGCAGAGCAUGUUGACUCAAGUGGGGCCCAUUUGGCUCGGGUGAUCGGAGAUGAAAACGCGAUCACUGCAUCUGACCAUGAUGCCGGUCGUCCGAAGGAUCCAAUUGGCCAAGUCACUAGAAUACUAAAUGCCCAUAUGCAUUCGCUCAAUCGAAUUCAUCAAAAUACACGUGAGUCAUCCAUACUGACUGUUCGCAUGUUCGCCUUUGAGUUUAUUUGUAUUUGA